AUGAAUAUAGGAAUGCAACGGUCGGUGGCCAUAACUAUUCCAACGACGCAAAGGACGACUUCCAACUCGUCAAACUCGUCACAAGGAUCUACAUCCUCUUCAUCUUCUCAAUACUCGCAAUCGGCACCAACGAAACCAUCAUUUGAACCUACGAACUUUACUCAAGUCGACCUGACCGACAACGAGAGAUAUAUCAAGCUACUAUCAAACAGCGGCGGCUUCAAGUGGUCGAUUGACGUGUUGGCUCCCAGGUACCGCGACAGAUAUACAAACCAGAAGGAUCUCGAUGAAGUACCAGUCCAGGUGAUCAGUCUGGACGAUUGA
Synchytrium microbalum is the source of this 324-nucleotide messenger RNA. RefSeq lists its product as uncharacterized. The record is from RefSeq and is a predicted model, not a curated record. Lineage: Eukaryota; Fungi; Chytridiomycota; Chytridiomycetes; Synchytriales; Synchytriaceae. Bases 1 to 324 code for a protein of 107 amino acids. The transcript is spliced from 2 exons.